Messenger RNA from Funneliformis mosseae, 1410 nucleotides. Lineage: Eukaryota; Fungi; Glomeromycota; Glomeromycetes; Glomerales; Glomeraceae. The record is from the annotation of a GenBank genome assembly.
AUGUCCGAUAAAUUAUUAAAUGUUGAUUAUAGUAAUAUGCUUGAUACCGGUGAAUUAUCUGAUACCGAAAUAUUAGUUGGGGAAGGACUUGACUCCAAAGUAUUUCGUCUACAUUCUUUUGUAUUAAAAAUUAGAUCGCCUUACUUUCGUAUCGCUUUGUCAGAAAAAUGGGUUCAAACUAAAAAUGACAUCAUAAAACUUCAAAAACCAAAUAUUCCGGUUGAAAUUUUUGAUAUUCUUGUCGAGUAUAUGUACUCCGGGACUAUCAAACUUACAAGACAAGAUACCAGUACGAAUAUUGCACUGUUGAUUGCAGCUGAUGAUUUAUGUCUUAAUGACUUAUGUUCAUACAUUGAAGAAGAGCUUCUUAAAUAUAAAGAGUCGUUAAAACACAACUUUGUCCUUAUUCAUCAAGUCACAAAUCAAUACAGUCAAUUUACAAAAUUAUUCCAGUUCCAUCAAGAUGCCUUUCAAAAAGAUCCUUCUUUAAUUUUCAAAGCAAAGGAUUUCACAACUAUUAAGCAAGACGUGCUUCUUGAUAUAUUGGAAUCUAAUCAUUUAUUGAAACCAAUUGAAGUCUGGGACAAUCUUAUAGAGUGGGCAAUUGCACAAACGAAUGGAUUACCAUUGGAGAUCACAAAGUGGACCGCUGACAAUGUUUCUACUUUUGGGAACAUCAUUCAACCAUUUAUCUCACAUAUUGAUUUUAAAGAAAUUCAUCCUUCUGAUUUCUUUCAAAAGAUUAAACCCUUAAAAGACAUUUUUGAUAUUGAAUUUUAUGUUAAACUCCUUGAAUAUUAUUCUUUUUAUGACAAUAGUCAUUCAAGACAUAAAAUGAGUGUUGAUUCUAAAAUUAUUAAUUCCGAACAAGCCUAUUUGCUUGCUAAUUUUAUUAAAAUAAUGAAAAGAGACGUCCUUAAUACUUUUAUGAAAUUUGAGUUGCUUGUACGAGGAAGCAGAGAUGGUUUUGAUGUUAAAACUUUUCAUGAAAAUUGUAGCAAUAAAGGACCAACCAUAACUAUUGCUUGCGUUAAAGGUACUAAUGAAAUACUCGGAGGAUUUAAUCCAAAUGGUGUUUACCCUUACCUUAAUUUUCCAUUUGGAACGCUAUCUGUAAGCGUGAAAGCUUUUUAUCAUGAUUUUAAAUGUGAUAUAGAAAGUUUCAUUUUUUCAUUAGAUAAAAAUAAUCUAGAAAAUUACAUUUUUAGUAAAAAAAGAGUUCCAAUUUGUUCCAUGGAUAAUGGACUGGAGUUUGGCGAGUCGGAUCUACGUUUACUCCUCAAUUCCACCAACAAAGGAAUAUGCUAUAGAAAUAGUUACGAAAAGUUAAUUAGAAACUAUGAGGGAACUUUUGAAAUAAGUGAUUAUGAAGUUUAUCAAGUUCAGUUUACCUCGAAAAAAGGGUUUUAG